Messenger RNA from Oryza sativa Japonica Group (Japanese rice), 2039 nucleotides. RefSeq names its product galactokinase. Gene Ontology annotation, biological process: galactose metabolic process; carbohydrate phosphorylation. Gene Ontology annotation, molecular function: galactokinase activity; ATP binding. Gene Ontology annotation, cellular component: cytosol; cytoplasm. The record is from RefSeq and is a predicted model, not a curated record. NCBI's taxonomy places the organism in Eukaryota, Viridiplantae, Streptophyta, Magnoliopsida, Poales, Poaceae.
UCGAAGUUGCCACCCCGCAAUCACAUAGAGUGUGAUACGACUUGUAACGGAUAGAGACGAGGCGUGAGGAAGAAGACGACGACUGAUUCGCUAGACAGCGCGAGAAGCGGAAGAGGAGGAGGCGAGAGAGCACCAGCGAUGGCGGCUCGGGUGCCCGGAGGAGGAGGCGCCGCCGCGGCGGCGGAGGCGGAGGUUGUCCCGACGUUCUCCUCCCUGGAGCCGAUCUACGGCGACGGCUCUCCGCUCGACGAGGCGCGCCUCCGCUUGGCCCGCCUCGCCGACAAGUUCCACGCCGUCUACGCCGCGCGCCCCGCGCUCUUCGCCCGCUCUCCGGGGCGGGUGAAUCUGAUAGGGGAGCACAUCGACUACGAGGGGUACUCGGUGUUGCCCAUGGCCAUCCGGCAGGACAUGAUCGUCGCCAUCAGGAGGGCAGAGGGGAAGGAGGUGCGCGUCGCCAAUGUCGACGACAAGUACCCCAUCUGUGUCUACCCGGCCGACCCCGACAAGGAAAUUGACAUAAAAAACCACAAAUGGGGCCACUAUUUCAUGUGUGGAUACAAGGGAGUUUAUGAGUAUUGUAGGUCAAAAGGGAUAGAUAUGGGUGGACCUGUUGGCCUUGAUGUAGUUGUUGAUGGCACAGUUCCUACAGGAUCUGGACUUUCAAGCUCAGCAGCAUUUGUCUGUUCAGCAACAAUUGCUAUCAUGGGAGUUCUUGAGAAAAAUUUCCCAAAGAAAGAAGUUGCACAAUUCACCUGUCAAUCUGAGCGCCACAUUGGAACACAAUCUGGGGGCAUGGAUCAGGCUAUAUCUAUCAUGGCCAAACCUGGAUUUGCUGAGUUGAUAGAUUUCAAUCCAAUCCAUGCCACUGAUGUGCAACUACCUCCAGGCGGUACAUUUGUGAUUGCCCAUUGCCUGGCAGAGUCCAAGAAAGCAGAGACAGCUGCAACAAACUAUAACAACCGUGUUGUUGAAUGUCGCCUGGCUGCAAUUGUUCUUGCCAUCAAACUAGGGAUGGAAACAAAAAAGGCUGUCUCCUCUGUUACCACCCUCUCUGAUGUUGAGGGGUUAUGUGUCUCUUUUGCUGGAAAAGAGGGUUCUUCUGAUCCUGGAGUUGCCGUGAAGAAACUAUUACAUGAAGAAUCAUAUACAACAGAAGAAAUAGAGAAAAUUACAGGUCAAAGCCUGACAUCUAUCUUCCAGAGCUCUCAAACUUCCUUGGAUGUUCUAAGAGCAGCAAAGCAUUUCAAGUUAUUUCAGCGUGCCUUUCAUGUGUACUCGGAAGCAAGGCGGGUUUAUGCCUUCAGAGAUACUGUAUUGUCAAAACUCAGUGCGGAAGAUAUGCUUCAAAAACUGGGCGAUCUUAUGAAUGAAAGUCACUAUAGCUGCAGUGUGUUAUAUGAAUGCAGCUGUCCCGAGUUGGAAGAGCUUGUAAAAGUAUGUAGAGACAACGGAGCACUCGGAGCACGUCUUACUGGAGCAGGGUGGGGUGGCUGUGCAGUCGCUUUGGUUAAGGAAGGCAUUGUCCCGCAGUUUAUUCUCAAUUUAAAGGAAACGUACUAUAAAUCAAGGAUCGACCGGGGAGUGAUCAACCAGAAGGAUCUUGGGUUGUACGUGUUCGCGUCCAAGCCGUCGAGUGGAGCAGCCAUAUUCAAGCUGUAGGCCACCAAUCCACCAUUCUUUCGCCACCUGUAAAUCGAUUCAGACCAGAAGCGCCACGACGCAAGCACGCAGGUUCCUACAUGACCUAAGUCCACCCACACGUCAAUGUAUCUUUAUACAAGUACUUAUUAGAAACAAUAAAUCAUGUCUAUUAAUCUAUUACUAUGCCGGGACACAACCAAUAGAGACUUCAAAACAAUGAUGCAUCAGUGGUUAGUAGGGUGUCGAUGGAGGUUGCUUUUUUUUUUUUUUCUUAUACAGUGAUACGAUGAUACUUCUAGUACUUGCAGUGGACCUUUGGACUUUGGUCAAGUUAUUCAGGUGUCAUCUUCGUGUGUACUGUUGAUUUUGCUGUGCCUAGAGACCGUCAUGUUCUUCCA